AUGGCCAAUUUUGCCCUGUUUUCUUUCAUGGACGGGUUCUCAAGCUAUAACCAAAUAAAGAUAGCGUCAGAGGACAUGGAAAAGAUGACCUUCGUCGCCCUGUGGGGAACAUUCUGCUACAAAGUGAUAUCCUCUGGGGCAACUUACCAAGGGGCUAUGGUAGCAUUAUUCCACGACAUGAUGCACAAAGAAAUUAAGGUCUACGUGGAUGAUAUGUUGCCAAGUCAAAAACUGAGGAGGAACACCUUGUCAACUUACAAAAGUUGUUCGCGAGGCUGCAAAAGGAUAGAGGUGGACCCGGACAAGGUGAAAGCCAUCCUUGAAAUGCCCGAGCCACGCACUGAAAAGCAGGUUCUGCUGUCAGAAUUCGACAUUGUUUAUGUCACUCAAAAGGCGAUAAAAGGGAGUGCUUUGGUAGAUUACCUGGCUCAACAGCCCAUCAAUGACUACCAGCCUAUGCAUCUAGAGCUCCCGGAUGAGGACAUCAUGACCUUGUUCAAAGAGGAGGUAGAGGAUGAAGAUAGGGACAAAUGGAUUGUGUGGUUUGACGGCAUGUCUAACGCACUAGGCCAUGGAGUUGGAGCGAUUUUGGUUACCCCCGAUGAUCAAUUGGCAAUUAACUUCAAUGUCAAGUUGCUCACGGUGUAUGGGAACUCGGCCUUGGUAAUCCACCAGUUGAGAGGAGAAUGGGAGACCAAGGAUCAUAUGUUGAUACACUACCAAGCCUAUAUCAAGAAACUGAUAGGAUUCUUCGAUGACAUAUCCUUUCAUCAUAUUCCUAGAGAGGAGAAUCAGAUGGCCGAUACCCUUGCCACUCUAGCGUCCAUGUUCCAACUGACCCCGCACGGGGAUUUGUCGUACAUCGAAUUGAAAUGUCGCGGCAAGCCUACACAUUGCUACUUGAUAGAAGAGGAGCAAGAUGGUAAACCUUGGUACUUCGAUAUGAAGCGAUAUAUCGAAGACAAGGAAUACCCACAGGAGGCUUUUGACAACGACAAGAGAAUGUUGCAAAGGUUGGUAGCCAGCUUCUUCCUGAGUGGAAAUAUCUUGUACAAAAGGAACCAUGAUAUGGUUCUGCUCCGAUGUGUGGAUGCCAGGGAGGUUGAGAAGAUGCUAGUUGAAGUGCAUGAGGGAUCCUUUGGGACACAUGCCAUGGCCCGAAAGAUUCUGAGGCAGGGUGUUACCGGCUCUCUAUGGAAAACAAUUGUUGCAUCCGUGUGA
Glycine soja is the source of this 1221-nucleotide messenger RNA. RefSeq lists its product as uncharacterized. Lineage: Eukaryota; Viridiplantae; Streptophyta; Magnoliopsida; Fabales; Fabaceae. The transcript has 4 exons. Gene Ontology annotation, molecular function: nucleic acid binding; RNA-DNA hybrid ribonuclease activity. The record is from RefSeq and is a predicted model, not a curated record. The coding region runs from base 1 to 1221 and encodes 406 amino acids.